AUGGUCACGAAACGACAAAAUUUUAGUCAAAAUAGUUUUACUGAAGAUGAGUUAGAUUCACCAAUUAUUAAAAAAAUAUUAUCAUCAAGAAAAAAAUCUUAUAAAAAAUGGACUAAAGAAGAGGAUGAUCGUUUACGAGAAUUUAUUUUAUCUCAUGAUGGUUUAAAAGAUUGGUCAAGUAUAUCAAAAUAUGUUGGUAAUGAUCGUACAGAUGCUCAAUGUCAACAUCGUUGGGAACGUUUUCUUGAUCCAUCUAUAACAAAAGGACCAUGGACUGAUGAAGAAGAUAAAAAAGUUAUUGAACUUGUACGUGAUUAUGGUGCAAAACAUUGGAGUUUAAUUGCUAAAGAAUUAAAAGGACGUGUUGGAAAACAAUGUCGUGAAAGAUGGCAUAAUCAUCUUAAUCCAUUAAUAAAUAAAAAUCCAUGGACAAAUGAUGAAAAUCUUCGUUUAUUUAUAUUACAUCAACAUUUUGGUAAUAAAUGGGCUGAAAUAGCAAAAUAUUUUAAUGGACGAUCAGAUAAUUCAAUUAAAAAUCAUUGGAAUUCUUCAAUGAAAAAAAAAUUUCAUUUAGAAAUUGAAAAUUUAAAAAAACAAGGACUUGAUUGGACAGCAUUAAUUCCAUCUGAUUUUUCAUGGCCAAACCUUGAUCAAUCAAUUUCAAUAAAUAUUAAUCGUUCAUCUCGAAUUCCAUUAAGUACAAUAACAAAUCAAACAUUACAAAUACAUUCUUCAAAUAUGAAAAAACCUUUAAUAGAAAAUAUCUUAUCUCCUUUAUCAAACAUUAAAACAGAAAAUCAUAUAUCAAUUGUGAACAGUAAUAAUAAUCAUCAUCAAUUAUAUUCAACAACUAAUCAAAAUAAUUUUAAUAUUAUAUCAACAAUCUAUCCCGAACAAUUACAGUCUAUGCCAUCUCCUUCUCAAAUCUCUACCGAUCUUCUUCAACAUCAUUCUUCUCAAGAAGUCGAAAAUUUACUCUUUUGUUCUCAACCAUCACCAAUUAAACAAUUACCAAUGUUAUCAUCUUGUGCUAAUUAUACACCUUCAAGUCAAAAUUCUCAAUCGAAUCAACAUCAUCUAUCAUUAUUUCAUUCGUAUUCAUCUAAUGAUUAUUAUUCAUCACAUCCACCUUCAAGAUCAUCAUCAUUACCUGUAUUUACUUGUUCAUCAUCACCACAUCUAUCUUUAUUAUCAACAGAUAUAAAUUUAUUUUC
Molecule: messenger RNA, 1214 nt
Organism: Rotaria sordida
Lineage: Eukaryota; Metazoa; Rotifera; Eurotatoria; Philodinida; Philodinidae
Source: the annotation of a GenBank genome assembly